This is a messenger RNA of Topomyia yanbarensis, 878 nucleotides long. It is a transcript of the gene DENR, whose product is annotated as density-regulated protein homolog. The transcript has 2 exons. Bases 156 to 776 code for a protein of 206 amino acids. Gene Ontology annotation, biological process: formation of translation preinitiation complex; translation reinitiation. Lineage: Eukaryota; Metazoa; Arthropoda; Insecta; Diptera; Culicidae. Gene Ontology annotation, molecular function: translation initiation factor activity; mRNA binding. The record is from RefSeq and is a predicted model, not a curated record.
CAAAGCUGCCAAGUGGAUUCGCAGAUUCUAAUUUUUGUUUACGAAUCAAAAUUUUAUAAAUUAAUGCGGUUUCGAUUUGAAGGAGAAAUAAAACUAUAAGCAUUUAGUUUAGUUCAAUCUGUUCUUUGCAUCAGUACCGCUCACCGUAAAACAGAAUGGUCAGCGAAAUCCCACCCAAGCUACAAAUCGGUCCCAAGGAGGGCGUUCACUAUCCGCUAUCGGUGCAGUACUGUGGCAACUGUUCGAUGCCACUGGAAUAUUGCGAAUACUAUCCGGAAUAUGAAAAGUGCAAACAAUGGCUGCGGAAGAACUUGCCGGAUGAAUUCGAACGAAUCAGUUUAGGAAUAGCGGAAACCGGAACGGUAAAAACCGCAACGUCUACGGCUGCUGCUGCUGGUGGUGCAGCAGGAUCUGCAACAACAACGGAGGACGGUCCCGGUGAGGAAGACAAAAAGCGACAGAAACGAGGCGGUAAAGGUAUCAUGAAAACGAAAAAAGUCAAGGAAGACGGACCGAAGAAGAUUUGCGUGUCACGAUCGGCUCGCGGUCGAAAGAAGUCCGUCACCGUGGUCAGCGGAAUGGGAACGUUUGACAUCGAUCUGAAGGUGGCUGCUAAAUUUUUCGGUACCAAAUUUGCUUGCGGUUCAUCGGUGACCGGGGAGGACGAGAUUGUCAUUCAGGGCGAUGUUAAGGAUGAGCUGUUUGAUGUUAUUCCCGAGAAAUGGCCGGAAAUUGAUGAGGAUUUUAUCGAAGAUCUGGGCGAUCAGAAACGAUAGGUUUGAAUGGCAAGUUCAGUAUCAGGAAUUCUUUAUAAAUAUUUCAGAUAGGACGUUUAAUUUUAAAAAUUAAAUGAGUACAAUGCCAGUCACUAGCCCAAA